GUCACGGUGUGAAGCCGCCGCUGUCGCCGCCGCCGCCGCCACCACUACUACUGCGGAGUCUGAGCGCUGGGCUGCAGCCAUGGCCUACUGCCGGCAGGAAGGGAAGGAUCGAAUCAUAUUUGUGACCAAAGAAGACCAUGAAACUCCAAGCAAUGCAGAACUAGUGGCUGACGAUCCCAAUGACCCAUACGAGGAGCAUGGAUUGAUCCUGCCAAAUGGAGACAUUAACUGGAACUGCCCGUGCCUUGGGGGGAUGGCCAGUGGCCCCUGUGGGGAACAGUUCAAGUCGGCCUUUUCCUGCUUCCACUAUAGCACAGAGGAUGUCAAGGGAUCAGACUGUGUAGACCAGUUCCGGGCCAUGCAGGAAUGCAUGCAGAAGUACCCCGACCUCUAUCCCCAAGACGAGGAGGAGGAGGAGGAGGAAGAGAAGAAGCCAGCAGAACCUUUAGAAAAGACAGCUCCCACUGAGGCCACCGCAACCAAAGUAAAGGAGGGCACAAGCUAAUGAAGGCCAUGCUGCAGCGCUGGGCUCCAGGCCUUCCACCUCAGAGUGAUAUGAACCUUUUGCAAAAUGCCUUUCUGUCACUCUCCAAGAAAGUGUCUUUCCUCUGUUGUUCUGUGCACUGUAAUGUACAAAGUAACUUAUUUUGAUGAUCAGGGGUCUGGCCCCUUGACAUAUACACUGAAAAAAAAAUGGGGUUGUGUGUAUGUUUCACAUAAUUCUAUCAGUGACUGUAGCUGUUGAGUUUGUUCUCAGAUUACCCUGAAUUUUGCCACUUUGGAAUAAUGUGCUGAAUACUCUCAGCAACCAAAAAUCAUUAUCUAGAAGUGUCUCUUGUGAGUGAGUUGAUUUAUUCUGAUUAUUAUCUCCUUUUCAGUAGAUUUUAUACCCAUUUGGGAAGUGAAAUAGAAACAAAAACAUCUUCCUUUAAAAAUGCUGGAAUGGGGCCAUUUGUAAUACAAGAGACCAGAUAAUCAGAUACUUAUUUCUCAAAAACCAUCUGAACGUAGAGUAUAUGAGGAGAUGUACUAUCCUUCAUUUCUGAUCAUUUUGGUUUCCAUUUUUACAUUGAGCCCCAGGUUUUCUUUUUAGAAAGUGGAGCUUUGGACCCUCCAAUCCACAAUCCAUUUGUAAAUGAAGAAAAAACUGGGUUUUUUUUGCUGUUCUUGUUAUUCCAGAAGCCCUGGUUUGGGGCCUGUGUUCACUCUGGCUCUGUCUCAGCCUAUUCAGAUGCAAUAUUCUUGAGAGGUGGGGACCUACUUGUUACCAAAGUAGCAGCCAAGAAGGAAAUGUGAAUUAAAAGGGAAACAUGUUUUUUA
Molecule: messenger RNA, 1320 nt
Organism: Molossus molossus (Pallas's mastiff bat)
Lineage: Eukaryota; Metazoa; Chordata; Mammalia; Chiroptera; Molossidae
Gene: CHCHD4
Product: coiled-coil-helix-coiled-coil-helix domain containing 4
Exons: 3
Coding region: 80-505 (141 amino acids)
Biological process (GO): protein import into mitochondrial intermembrane space
Cellular component (GO): mitochondrial intermembrane space
Molecular function (GO): protein-disulfide reductase activity
Source: RefSeq, a predicted model, not a curated record